This is a messenger RNA of Pyrenophora tritici-repentis Pt-1C-BFP, 2151 nucleotides long. NCBI's taxonomy places the organism in Eukaryota, Fungi, Ascomycota, Dothideomycetes, Pleosporales, Pleosporaceae. The record is from RefSeq and is a predicted model, not a curated record.
AUGUCUUCCCACACUCCAGAUCAACAUGGCUUAGCUGAGCCACUCAUGCUCGAGAAGAUCGAUUCCCUCUUCGCUUGUGGGGUCGGAGAACUCGUUUCCCUACCACAAAUCGUCGUCGUUGGUGACCAGUCUUCAGGAAAGAGCAGUGUGCUCGAAGGAUUGAUCAAAAAGCUACUGCUACGCGACAGCGGCCUCUGCACUCGGUUUGCUACGCAGAUCAUCUUUCGUAGAGCAGCACGAGAGCAGGUAGUUGUCUCCAUCAUUCCUGACCAGCAUGCUUCGACCGAGCACAGCAACCGUGUAAAGGGUUGGGGGAGAACAAUAUCGUCGUUGGAUUCUGACACAUUCAAGGAGAUUAUGCAAGAGGCGCAUGAGGAGAUGGGCCUGUCUAGCAACAACAACGACGGGAUCCCUAAGCCUACUUUCUCCAACGACGUUCUACUUUUGGAAAUCUCUGGCCCUGAACAGGAGCAUCUCAGUGUCAUCGACGUUCCAGGGAUCUUCAAGAGCACCACCGAGGGCGUGACUACCAAGGCGGACAUCCAGCUCGUGAGGAACAUGGAGAUCUUGGAACUUGCUGCAGAGGCUGACGUUCAUGGCGAUCGCACCCUUGGUGUGCUCACUAAGCCGGACCUAGUCGAUCGUGGCGCCGAGCCUGGUAUGGUAGAUCUGGUAGAGGGCCGUGCCCGCCAAAUGAAGCUGGGUUGGCAUAUCAUUCGCAAUCCCGGCCAGAAGGACCUCCAAGACAUGAGUAUGGAUCGCGGCGAUCUAGAAGCGGCCUUCUUCCGCUCUUCUGCACCCUGGAGCAGUAUUGAGAAGGGAAAAACCGGCAUUGACUCUUUGAGGCUUCGCGUCAAGGAAGUGCUAUCCUCAUUGGUCAAGAAAGAGUGCCCGAAACAGACGGCAUAUCUUAUCGGACUCGCCACGAAAUUCCAGCGCCUCGUCUCUCUAUCAAUGAAUGCUAGCCAUGGCGCUGACGAUGCGUUCGAAAAGAACCCUGGAUUAUGCAUUGCUCCUGCCGUCAUGUCUCGAAUGAAGAUAUUCUCGGAUGAGAUGGCAAAAUACGGCGAAUCUUACUCGUUCAAAUGCAACGACGGUGACAUUGCCCCUGUAUUCGUGGAAGAUCCAGACGAAGAUUCUGACGAGGAGACCUUUUAUAUUCGGAAAGAAGACGACCCCGAGGGACUCGUGGACAUCCUCCAUCCGCAAGAAAGCCUUUGCUACCCACUGCAUGGUGAGACCAAGGACUGGCUCCUUCAGGUCUUGAAAGACAAUCAAGGGUUCGAGCUGGGUACAUUCAAUGCCUCGAUCCUCGCGAUCGUGAUAAAGAAGCAGUCGUCCAAGUGGGAGGACAUCAGCAUGGGCUUCGUGAGCGAUGCAAUCGUCCUAGUCCAUCGAUUUAUCACUUCGGCUCUGGUUUCCAUUUAUGACGACCGCAAUGUUUGUGAAGUACUGGUCGGUAAGCUUUCUGACGAGCUGACUAGGAGGUAUCAGAACGCGAUCGCCUCCGCUAGAUUCCUUCUCAAUGUGGAGAAGAGCAAUACUCCUAUAACUAUGAAUCUAUUGGAACAAGGUCCCUCUAGUAGUACGACUACUGUGGAUAACCGAAGUUUGGCUGUUGUGGUGGGUGCUAUUGCCCACCGGGCAGUGCCUGCCACACCAGCAUAUCAUGUGACUCUCAAGCACCUUCUACCCUGGACUGAACCCAGAUAUUCUCAACAGAAUCACUACUUCAACGACAAUCUUCAGCGAAGUCGCCAGGAGAAGGUCACUGCCCACGUCAAGAAGAACGCUUUCCAUAAUGGUAGCCAUAGUAUGGUCGUCCGUCUCGAGCACGCUUCACAGCCUGUUCGCUCGAUGAGCAACGAGCAGCACGUCGUCCAGGACAUCCACGACAUCUUGAAGUCGUAUUAUAAGGUUUGUCGCAAAACCUUUGUCGACAGCAUCUGCAGACAGUCAGUGAUCCACUUCCUCUUGGAGUGUGACGAAUGUCCACUAGCGCUUUUCUCACCCAUGUUUGUCAGCCAGCUGUCUGCUGAUGCGCUGGAGGAGAUUGCGGGCGAAGCGCCAGGACUGAAGCGAUCCCGGGCACAACUGACCAAAGAGGUAGCAAGUCUAGCUAAGGCGGUCAGGAUCUUGACAAGGAUUUGA